This is a messenger RNA of Selaginella moellendorffii, 1758 nucleotides long. Its product is annotated as centrosome-associated protein CEP250-like. Bases 1 to 1758 code for a protein of 585 amino acids. The record is from RefSeq and is a predicted model, not a curated record. Lineage: Eukaryota; Viridiplantae; Streptophyta; Lycopodiopsida; Selaginellales; Selaginellaceae. The transcript has a single exon.
AUGGAGAGAGCUUCCGAGUUGAAGGCUGAAAAAAAGCAGCGGUGCAAAGUUGAGAGCCAGUUAAAGGAUAUCCGGUGUCAAAUGGAAGAUCACGCUAAACAGGAUCAUCGCCGGCAGCAGAGCUACGAUGCCAUCUCGCACAAGCAAAACCGACGGCUUCAGCUCAGCCUCAAGAAGUCAAGGCACAAGUAUGAGCAGCUGCAUGACUUCUGGAGAAAGGAGCAAGGGUGUAGGCUGUCGUCGGACAGUCAGUGCCACAGGCUCCACGUCUUGUGCUCCACUACGGCCGAGAGGCUGGAAGAGCUAAAAGAUUUAUUGGCGGAGCUCGAGGCUCAACAGCGUCCGAGAGAACAAGCCAAGUGGCACGCAUGUAGUCACCACGACAUGCCCGACUUACGUUUCAGCCGACUGGACGGCCCAGGCACCAUGGGAGAGGAUUCCAAGCUUGAGACGUCAGAGAAGCUGCUCUUUUUGCUGGACAAGCUUGCAAAAGGACUGGAUGACGAGCAGCAGCAGCAGCAGCAGCAGCAGCAGCAUGGCGGCGGCGAGAGCGCUGGCGAGCGCGAAGCGUUGGUGUCUGGAAUGAGGAAGAAAGUGAGCGACUUGGCGAGGUUGCUGAGGGACGAAUUGCAGGACAGGGAUAGCGGUGACGAAGCGGAGCAGCGGGAGCAGCAGCAAGGCCCGACGGCGGAGCAGCAGGUGGCGCAGCUGGGGCGGGUGUGUGAGUUGCAGGGCAAGAAGUUGCGAGCGGCGGAGGGGAGGGUGGCGGUGCUCAAGAAGCACGUGUCACGGCUCAGGCGAGUGGCGGACGAGACUAGCAAAGAGCUGGAGCACGAGAGGUCGUGGAAUCAGCCGCAGCAACAGAGCAGCAGGAACAACAGCAGCAGCAGCCUCGCCCGGAUCAAGCUGCUAGAGAUACAGCUGCUCGAGUACAAGCGGCAGGCAGAGGACAAGGCCAAGGAUCUCAAGCACGAGCGCAGCCUGAGGUUCGACCUCGAGAGCCGCAGCGCCACCCACAUCCAGCACCUCGUGCAACAACUCGACGAGCAUGAUGUCGAGCGCCAGGACGUGUGCGUCCAGGUGCAAGAAGAAGAUCCGGUUGAGGCCAUGCACGUCUUUGUGCUGGAGCUGCUGGUCGGGGAGAAGUCCGAGGCUCUGGCGCACGAGAGGCGGGAGAGAGGCGAGGCCGAGGCCAGGAACAGGGAGCUGGCUACGCUGCUGAGCUACGCGCAGGUGGAGAUUGCAAAUGCCAACCAACGGGACGAUGAGCUGUGUCAGGUGUCGGCCUGCCAGGGGCACAAGGUGGUGGAGCUGACGGCGUUACUGGAGCGCUUUGCCAAGAGGCUGGACGAGUGUGAGGACGAUAAGGGCGUGUCUUGUGUGCCGAGUGUGAGACAGAGCGACCCGGAUGAUGCCGGUAUGUCAACGUCAACCUGGAAUAGUGGUGCUAGUGAUGAAUGUGUCAAGUUGACGGCAUCCAUGUUGACACUGGAGGAGGCCAAGGGGGGGAUGCUGGUAAUGGAACAGGAGCAACACCCACAUGCUGCAGCCACCAAGCUUAGGAGCUGUGAAGAUUUCAUUGCCAAUCUUAAGAAACAGGUCAAAGACCUCGAGCUGUCGGAGGAGGUGCUGCGCUACCGUGACAAGGUUUGGCGGCGAGGCUUGCUGGCCUUCGAUCAAGUCCUCUUGCUCUGUUUCGGCGCUCUGUUUGCAUUCAACAGGAUCACCAUUUUGUUGAGAGACAAAGUUCCCACAUAG